GAGCAGUUUGUUAGUAUUUAUUUAAGAUAUCUGCACAGGUAAAGCUUAGAUUUUUUGGACAUUGUAAAGAAGUGACUAGGGACAGUGAGGAGGACAGGAUAUGGGGAAGCACAGCCUUAUUUAAAGAUGACUGUGUGAUAGGCUUGGGACAAGUGUCUGUAUUAUUGACACGCCAUUAAAUGUGUUGCUGCUGUAUUCUGCUGUCUGUGCCAGUGAGAAUGUCUCUGAAUGAAGAGGGUUAUGUGGUCCGGAUCAGAGGACUACCGUGGUCCUGCACGCAGGAGGAGGUUGCCAGUUUCUUCUGUGACUGUGACAUCGUUGGCAAAGUAAACGGAGUGUGCUUUACCUACUCUAAAGAAGGCCGUCCCAGUGGAGAGGCAUUUAUUGAGCUGAAAAUGUCAGAGGAUUUCAAGAAUGCCCUCGCCAAGGACCGUAAAUACAUGGGACACCGAUACAUAGAGGUGUUCAAGUCAAAUCGUAGUGAAAUGGACUGGGUGCUAAAACGUAGCGGCCCUGCUGACUACGACAGCUGCAGCGGCUGCAUGCUGCGACUUCGAGGCCUUCCGUUUGGCUGCAGCAAGGAGGAGAUUGUUCAGUUCUUCUCAGGGUUGAGAAUCGUGCCAAAUGGGAUUACUCUGCCAGUGGACUACCAGGGGAGGAGCACAGGGGAAGCCUUCGUGCAGUUUGCCUCAAAGGAGAUAGCAGAACAGGCUCUGGGGAAACACAAGGAAAGAAUAGGGCACAGGUGGGACAGAUGGGAAAGGGACGGGCUGGACUGGGUUGGGCUUCUACUGCAGUAUUUAAUGGGUGGUCAUAUUAUAGUAUUAAUGGGAUGGCUUCUGUUAUGGUCGAAUGAUAAGCAUGGGUUGGUGUGCUAGAAUAAUUAUGGUAAAACAAUGAUAAAGUGGGUAAAUUAAUUGGGUGGGUCAUGUGAUAUUCAUUAAAAUGAUACGGGGAAGGGUUCAAUGGAUUUAUGUAUUGUGACAUGUUGAAUAAUGGGAUGAUGUAUCUAAUCUGUAAAUUAAAGGUGGUGUGAGUAUUUUAUGCCAUAGAUACUUUUGCUGUUGGUUGUCUGAGACCUGGGAGCAACAUUUGGGUAUAUUAGAUCAUUAUAUUGGCACUUCCUUUGUAUCCUUUUAUACAUUUAUUUUACAGAUAAUUUACUGUGGAAAAGGGGUUAAGCGUAGAGGUCAGUCAAGGUAGCCUCUACCAUUAAAACAUCAAACUUCUUUCUGCAGUUUUUAAUCAUUAAAAUGAUCAGUGCAACACCUCAAAGCCCUGUAAGGAUUUCCUUUAUUGUGAGUAACAAGAGGUGAGGUUGGUGUAGAAAUGCUUCGCUACAGCCAUAAGCCCAGCUAAUGAUAUUUUGUUGAAGU
Anarrhichthys ocellatus (wolf-eel) is the source of this 1376-nucleotide messenger RNA. RefSeq names its product heterogeneous nuclear ribonucleoprotein H2-like. NCBI's taxonomy places the organism in Eukaryota, Metazoa, Chordata, Actinopteri, Perciformes, Anarhichadidae. The coding region runs from base 180 to 878 and encodes 232 amino acids. Gene Ontology annotation, molecular function: RNA binding. The transcript is spliced from 4 exons. The record is from RefSeq and is a predicted model, not a curated record.